AAAUGGUAUAAAAAACUAUUUUUUCGUACCAUGGAUAUAUGCUUAUUGAAUGCUCAUGCCAUGUAUUUGACACAGAAUCCAGCAAAAGUUCCACUGGCCACAUUUCAACUUGCAGUGAUUAGGCAGUUGUUGGAAAGGUUUCAAAAAACAGCUUCGAGAUCUGUUCACCUGGAUCUUGGAAAUAAAAGACUCACACAAAGACAUUUUCCCGAUCUGGUUACAGUCAAGGAAUGCAGCAAAUCGGCCUACAGGAGAUGCUAUGUAUGUUCCCACAGCAAACAAAAACCUAAGAAAAGAAAAGAAACCAAAUAUAUGUGUAAGGAAUGCGAUGUUGGGUUGUGUCCAGCUCCAUGCUUCGAAAUAUAUCAUGAAGAAAAUCACUUCUGAAGUAAAAUGUCUUUCGAGUUUUUUUGAUACGAUGUGCUCUUAUUUUUGUUUUUUUGUCUUUAGGUAUUAGUUCUAGGGCUUCAAUUUCAGUUUUGAUUGACCUUCUUUAGUUCUAUUUACUGCUGUU
Acanthoscelides obtectus is the source of this 514-nucleotide messenger RNA. NCBI's taxonomy places the organism in Eukaryota, Metazoa, Arthropoda, Insecta, Coleoptera, Chrysomelidae. The record is from the annotation of a GenBank genome assembly.